AUGCUUGAUUCAUCACAAGAACAUCCGAACAAACCCACCCACCAUUCCGGAUUCUUAUUAAAUAAACCCAUAACGAACAAUAGAAGUCCUACUAUUAAACCCCAAAAAGAAAACCAACCAUGUAAUAUUGAAGGGUCGGUUAGGUCUUUUUCUCCUUUCAAUUGCCAUAAAUAUGCUAAAAUGCUAUUAAAUGACCAUAUUGCACAGAUUGUCGUGACAUACUUGCUUCGACAAGCGUAUCCGAUCGGCGGUGUGAA
Messenger RNA from Racocetra fulgida, 257 nucleotides. The record is from the annotation of a GenBank genome assembly. Lineage: Eukaryota; Fungi; Glomeromycota; Glomeromycetes; Diversisporales; Gigasporaceae.